Messenger RNA from Oryctolagus cuniculus (rabbit), 1460 nucleotides. Lineage: Eukaryota; Metazoa; Chordata; Mammalia; Lagomorpha; Leporidae. The record is from RefSeq and is a predicted model, not a curated record.
ACUUCACACCUAUAGAUUACCUUUUAGGUACUCUAUUAGUUACCACAGAUCAGAGAGAACAUGAGGUAUUUGUUUUUGGAGGACUGGCUUAUUUUCCUAAGUGCAGUGGUUUCCAGUUGUAUCUAUUUUGUUGUGAAAGAGAGGAUUUCAUUUUGGGGGGCGGGGCAGAUCUCUUAAUAAAAGAAGAAGAGCUCUCAGGAUUUCUCAGUGGCGGAAUUUCAGUUCCUGGAGAAGGUUGGUGUUCAGCUGGUGCUGUAAAUGCAUCUCACUCUUGGUCUUCUCAUGCAGGUACCUGGUGUGAAGAUACAUGUCAGUCACCAGGAGCUAGCAGAAUGGCUUCCUGGGAGGUGGCCACAGGAACGCUCUUCUUAGCUCAGGUCAUAUGUGGGAUUCUGGGGAACUUCUCUCUUCUUUCCCAUCAUGUCUUCCUUUCCUUGACUGGAUUCAAGGCAAGAUGCACAGAUUUGAUUCUGAGGCACCUCCUUGUAGCCAACUGCUUGGUCAUUCUCUCCUAUGGAAUGCCACAGGCUGUGACAGCUUUAAGGUGGAAAUUUCUCCCCAGCGAUGCUGAGUGCAACCUUCUUUUCUAUGUACGAAGAGUGUCCAGGGCCGUGUCCAUCGAAAGCACCUGCUUCUUGAGUAUCUUCCAGGCCAUCACCAUCAGCCCCAGGAAUUCUAGGUGGGCAGAGCUUAAAGUCAAAGCUCCCAGGUACAUAGGCCUCUCCUCCAUGCUGUGCUGGAUCCUGAACAUGUUAAUAAACACCAUUUCCCCCAUCUACCUGACAAGUAAGUGGAUCAACACAAGCAUCACAAAGAGAAAAGACUAUGGGUACUGUAACGCUGUCUUCCAAGACACCUUCACAGGCUCGCUCUUCUUGGCACUACUAUUGUUGCCUGAUGCUGUGUCCUUGGGGCUCAUGCUCCUGGCCAGCAGCUCCAUGCUGUUCAGCCUGCACAGACACAAGCAGCAGGUGCAGCACAUUCAUGGUCCCAGGAACGCUUCCCCCAGGACUUCCCCUGAAUCCAGAGCUACUCGGAGCAUCCUUGCUCUGGUGAGCACAUUUGUAUUUUUUUACGUGGUCUCCUCCACUUUCCAAGUGUAUUUGGCUCUUCUUUGUAAGCCCAGUCGAUUGACAGUGAACAUCUCUGCAUUAUUUGCUGGCUGUUUCCCAACUCUUAGCCCCUAUCUUCUCAUGAGCUGUGACUCCAGGGUACCCAGGCUCUGCUUUGCCUGGAUAAGGAAUACAAAAUCCCCUAACAUUAUCAGAAACAUGUGCCUUGUAUUUGCUUUAUAAUACUCACUUGUUGUACAAUAGUAUAGGCACAGUUAUUUGGUAGCCAUAUUACAAGACCCUGUACGCAUGCUUACACACACGUGUGUAUGUAUAUAGGGUGUAAUACACACUAUUAGAUGACAUUUGUUAUCAAGCAAUCAUAGUAGGAUAAUAUAUACUUAGAAA